UAUUUUUUUUUCAUAAAGAAGUGGUCAAGCUACACAGAACCACGAAAUCUAACAAGUGUAUCAGAAUUCUUCCUCAUGGGACUCUCAGAUGACCCAGAACUUCAGCCUUUGCUCUGUGUCCUCUUCCUGUCCAUGUACCUGGUCACUGUCCUGGGGAACCUGCUCAUCAUCCUGGCCAUCAUUGCUGACCCUCACCUCCACACCCCCAUGUACUUCUUCCUCUUCAACCUGUCCUUGGCUGACAUCAGUCUCAUCUCCACCACAGUCCCCAAGGUGAUUGUGAACAUCCAAACUUACAGCAGAGUCAUCUCCUAUUCAAGCUGCUUGACACAGAUGUCUAUUUUUAUCUUUUCUGCGUGUAUGGAUAGUAUGCUUCUUACUGUGAUGGCCUAUGACAGGUUUGUGGCCAUCUGUCACCCACUGCAUUACAUGGUCAUCAUGAACCAACACACCUGUUGCUUCUCAGUUUUGGUGUCGUUUUUUGUUAGCUUUUUGGACUCCCAGCUGCACAAUUUGAUUGUGUUACAAGUUGCCUGCUUUAAGGAUGUGGAAAUCUCUCAUUUCUUCUGCAACCCUUCUGAAGUCCUCAAGCUUGCCUGUUCUGACACUUUGAUCAAUAACAUAAUCAUGUAUUUCUUUGGUACUAUCUAUGGUUUUUGUCCUAUCUCAGGGAUCUUUUUCUCCUACUAUAAAAUUAUUUCCUCUGUUUUGAGAGUACCAUCAUCAGGUGGGAGGUAUAAAGCCUUCUCCACCUGUGGCUCUCACUUAGCAGUUGUUUGCUUAUUUUAUGGAACAGGCCUUGGUGUGUAUCUCACCUCAGCCAUCUCACAAUCUCCCAGGAAGUAUACAGCAGCCUCAGUGAUGUACACUGUGGUCACCCCUAUGCUGAACCCCUUCAUCUACAGCUUGAGGAACAAAGACAUCAAGAGUGCCCUAUGCAGGCUUCUCAGCAAAGCAUGGCGAGUGGCACUGGUGCAGCUGAGGGACUCUGACAGGGGCUACUCCCUAGUGUGUCCCAAAGGCUCCACCGUCUGCUCUGCCCUAGUAGCUGUUGCCCAAGUGGAAACCAGUGAUAGAGAACUCAAGCACCACACUUGGAGAGUUGGAGAACUCAAGUUUAUUAUGCCAGUGGGCCCAGAGGAGUUACCACUCCAAGCUCUCAGCCCCAAACAAAGUGGUUACAGACUCCAAGCAGGUGGUCAGUCUCCUCUUCUACCUGUUGUCAUAGGACCUGACUGGGGACUGGACCCAGGACCUUACAUUAUCCUGUGGCCAUUCCUGGUGAGUUGGUCUGUCCCUCCAAUGAGUCCGGUUGGGGCUUGGCCGUCUGGAGAGUUGGAAUGCCGGUACAAAAGAGAACCCAGAAAGUCAUCAGGUGGCAUGCCUCCUUGUUUGUGUGGGAGUUCCUCCUCUCUGCCCAGCCAAGCCACUGGUCCGGCGACUCAAGUGGCUGGCAUGGUUGGAAUCUAG
Molecule: messenger RNA, 1470 nt
Organism: Dama dama (fallow deer)
Lineage: Eukaryota; Metazoa; Chordata; Mammalia; Artiodactyla; Cervidae
Product: olfactory receptor 7E24-like
Exons: 5
Coding region: 76-1470 (464 amino acids)
Biological process (GO): G protein-coupled receptor signaling pathway
Cellular component (GO): membrane
Molecular function (GO): olfactory receptor activity; G protein-coupled receptor activity
Source: RefSeq, a predicted model, not a curated record